UAAUUACACUUUUGUUUUGUUUUUUGAUCACUAACACCAAACUCUACUCUUGUUUUGUAGAAACUACACACCUGGCAUCCCUCAGUGACAGGUGUUGUUGAAGCUAAAUUCUACAAGAUUUGUCAGGUGCGGAUGAAAGACAUGGUUAGCAAGGCAUGUUCAAAACGAGAGAGGCCAAAUUGGAUCGAGAAAACACUUUGGAUAGAGAUGUGUGCCUAUUGGGACACUGAAGAAGCAUUAGCAAAGAGUUCAACCACAUCAGCAGCUAGGAUGUCUGACCGUAAUGGUCUUGGUCCUCACAAGCAUGUUGCUGGUCCAAAGUCGUUUUUACAAAUAGAGCAAGAGAUGGAAGUUGAAUUGGGAAGACCUCCUACUAUUGGUGAAGUUUUCAUCAGGACUCAUACCAAGAAGGAUGGGACUUUUGUGGAUAGGAAGGCGCAGGAAGUCCAUGAAACAUAUCUCAAGAACAAGGCAGCUAAGUUGGCUGCCCUUCAAGAGAAUGAUGAACAAGCAGAUGGGACUUCGCGACGAUCUGAGCUGUCUCAAGAGGAGGAUGAUGAGAUCUUCCUUCAGUCUACUGUCACAAACGACAGAGGAGAAUACUUUGGUGUUGGCAGCCUCGGGGUUUACAUCAACGGGAAGCGUAAGUACCCAGGAAGCAGUUCUUCUUUCACAACACUCCAAUCACAGCUUGAGGAUGCUAACCGGAAGGUAGAGGAACAAGCAGCGCUCCAAGCAGAACGUGAAGCAGAGGCUUUGCGGGUCGCAGCUGAGAUCAAGCAUUUGGCGAUAGUGAAGAAGUAUUUGAGCGAGACUGACCCAAAGUUUAUGGCCUUCCUCAAUUGUUUGGUUACUUGA
Messenger RNA from Arabidopsis lyrata subsp. lyrata, 858 nucleotides. RefSeq lists its product as uncharacterized. NCBI's taxonomy places the organism in Eukaryota, Viridiplantae, Streptophyta, Magnoliopsida, Brassicales, Brassicaceae. The transcript is spliced from 4 exons. Bases 133 to 858 code for a protein of 241 amino acids. The record is from RefSeq and is a predicted model, not a curated record.